Messenger RNA from Aspergillus piperis CBS 112811, 1575 nucleotides. RefSeq names its product feruloyl esterase B precursor. The record is from RefSeq and is a predicted model, not a curated record. The coding region runs from base 1 to 1563 and encodes 520 amino acids. The transcript has a single exon. NCBI's taxonomy places the organism in Eukaryota, Fungi, Ascomycota, Eurotiomycetes, Eurotiales, Aspergillaceae.
AUGCUGCUCAAAGCAAGUCAAGCGUUGGUGCUUUUGGCCACUAUUUCCUCAACAUUCUACGCCCAUUUUGCCAAUGGCUAUCACAUACCUAAGCCGGAUAUUCCGGGUUUGAAAAUUCUUUCUAUUACUGCAUUUCUACUUCAGGACUACCCAAUUACGGGCGUGCAGGUGAAUCCUAUACAGUCGCAGAAUGUGACUAUCAGCUUCUGGAAUGUCACAGUUACCUAUACGCAUCCGGGCUGGGAUGACCUGAUUCAUGCGCACGUUUGGGUACCAUUGUCUGGAUGGAACAAUCGGCUCCAGGCAGUUGGAGGAGGAGGGUGGGCAGGGCUUGUGGACUAUGGCACAUUAGCUCUGCCUGUCUAUCAAGGAUUUGCAGCUGCCGGGUCUGACAUGGGCCACGACAGGAUUCCUUGGUCAGCAAAAUCAUGGGCUCUCGAGGAUGCCUCGGGCCACGUGAACUUCGCCCGACUGGCUGAUUUCUUCUCAACCUGUCUCUAUGAGCUGUCGCUUCUCGCCAAGUAUAUCAUACAAGAGUUCUAUGGAACACUACCUGCUUACUCCUACUGGAACGGCUGCUCGACUGGUGGGCGGCAGGGAUUGGAGAUCGCCCAACGAUGGCCCGAUGCAUUCGACGGCAUAUUGGCGGGGGCGCCAACCAUAAACUGGGCGCAGUUCGUCCCUGCAAACUACUGGCCAACAUUCGUCAUGAACCAGCUUGGGGUCUAUCCCUCCCCCUGCGUCAUGGAAAAGAUAACGGAUGCAGCAGUCGCUUACUGCGAUGGUCAGGACGGUGUUGUCGAUGGAAUCAUUGCUCUGCCGUCGCUUUGCAACUUUAAUCCCCUUACUCUCAUAGGGAUGGAGGUUUGGUGUGAAUGUAUUCCCAGCAUAAUUACUGCGGAAGUGGCAUUACUUGCAGUGUCAUACUGGGCAGGUCUAACUGCUAAAGAUGGGACCCCUUUGUGGUACGGUUUCAAUCAGGGUACGCCAUGGAAUUAUACGAUCUGCACUGCUACCGAUGAUAUUGGGAAUCACCGAUGUCAUUCUUUGCCCGAUUACUUGAGCGUGGACUGGCUGCAAUUUUUUGUUGCUCAAGAUCCCGAUAUCGACUUGGUUGACAUGGAUCAUGCUGAGUUUGAGUCCCUCUUCUAUCAAUCCAUCAUCGGAUACAAAGCAAUUACCGAUGCUAACAAUCCCGAUCUCUACGACUUCAAGAAUAGAGGGGGAAAGAUUAUCCAUUGGCAUGGCUUAGCUGAUUGGCAAGUUCCUCCAAAUGGCUCUGUGAACUACUACAGAAAGGUCCAACUGCGUGAUCCAUCAGUCCAGGAUUAUUAUCUCUAUUUUGAGGCGCCAGGAGUCGAACACUGUGGUAAUGGAAAGGGACCAGCUCCAACUCGUUUGAUGGAGUCAUUGAUGGCAUGGGUUGAAGGAGGCAUUGUUCCUGAUCAUCUGCACUCUGUCUCUGAGGAUGGUGGGAUGUCAAGGAUUCUCUGUCCCUAUCCUGCUACUGCGCAGUAUAUAGGAGGAGACCCUACAAUUGCUUCAUCGUUUGUCUGCCAGUAGAUUGUUCAGCGC